Hylaeus anthracinus is the source of this 1565-nucleotide messenger RNA. RefSeq lists its product as uncharacterized. Lineage: Eukaryota; Metazoa; Arthropoda; Insecta; Hymenoptera; Colletidae. Gene Ontology annotation, cellular component: septate junction; membrane. Gene Ontology annotation, biological process: septate junction assembly; regulation of tube size, open tracheal system. The record is from RefSeq and is a predicted model, not a curated record. The coding region runs from base 384 to 1022 and encodes 212 amino acids. The transcript has 2 exons.
AAAAUAAAUGUAGUAUCGCAAUAUAGUACGUAUUGUUUGUUACUAUCUAAAGUUUAUGAUAAAACAAAUGUAUUAUCGUAUUAAAUGAAAUUUGUAUUCAUAUCGUAUUUGUAUUGUAUUUUGAAAAGGUACUCAAAUGAACCGCUAAACGAAUUAAAUCUUCCGUAACAUGCAGCGCUGUCGUGGCACUACAAAUUUCUUCGUACUACGGAACAUCUAUAGUGAUUCUAUAUUUAUGGGAAAUUAAAUGCGUCUGUCGCUGUGUAUUCCUGAACAUAACCAUAGGGGUAGAUACCAUAAAAAAAUAGUUUUGUUAUUCGUUAAUAACAUAGCACAAAGUAUCAAGCCUUAUGAUACAAUUGUAUCAAUAAUUGAAUGAUACAAUGGGCAAAACUCUCAACGGGAAAGCUGCUGCAAUAUGUACUGCGGUUGCAUUUGUUUUAAUAGUGAUUGCUUUUACCACACCCAAUUGGCUCGAAACAGACGGAAAAUUGGAAAAUCCAAGAUUUAUCAAAAUCGGUUUAUGGCAAGUGUGUUUUAAAGGAUUUGAGCAUCCUCAUCACUUGUACGAUACUAAAUUCUAUGGUUGUUGGUGGGUGUUUGAAGAAGAAUAUUAUAUAAUUCACGAUAUUCUUCUACCAGACUUUUUUGUUGCAACACAGUUUUUCUUUACAUUAUGCCUGACUUUACUAUUGAUAGGAAGUUUCUCAACGGUUUUGUACACAUGCUGUUCUCAUCAUCAUAAUAAAUAUCAGUUGCUUUUAUGGACAACUGGUGCAAACUUGUUGUUAGGAGGAUUAUGUGGUAUCAUAUCUGUUAUAAUUUUUGGUGCAAGAGGUGACAGUAGAGAUUGGAUGCCGAACUGGGAGCAUAAUGACAUCGGUUGGUCUUAUGCUUUAGCUGUAGUAGGUAGCUUUAUUUUGGUUAUAGCAGGUGUACUCUUCUUAAUUGAAGGACGCAGACACAAAAAGAAGCAGGAAAGAAUUUUGACCGAAGAACAGAAAACACAUACAACCAUCUAAUUAUAAUUUUCGUUAAUAAAAAAUAUAAAUCUAUGAUAAAUUAUUUGGGAUAUCAAAGAUCUGCACAUGCCAAUUCUAUGAGGUCGAACACAGUCUACAUAGAUUUACUUUAAAUAAUCUCUAUGCAAAUUUUCGAAGAUUCUAUUAUAUAUUUUUAUAUUUAUACUCGUUAUUUUGAUAAGUAUUAUUUACACUGCAUGUAAAUGUUCAUGCCAACUUAUAAAAGCAAUUAUAAUCUUGAUAUAUUUUAAAAAAAAAAGAAAAGCCUUAAAUCGAAGAAGAUAUUUUAUAUAUUCUUAUAUUUAAUAUGUAAAUUAUGCAUUUAUUAUUUGUUUUGUAGAAUACUUAAUGCUACAAAUCCGUCCAUAGAUGUAAGAUGUUUUACGCGAAGAGACUAUGUGUCUGUAAAUAAAAAUAGUAUUAGCCCUGUAACUGAAAUCAUCUCAUGGCCUUUACAUGAACAAAUAUUGUAUAUUUGUCAUAAUCUUUUAUAUCAGAAAAAUGUAUAAAAAGUUAAAGUAAUAAAAAUAACUUGUUUGAAAA